Cynoglossus semilaevis (tongue sole) is the source of this 9165-nucleotide messenger RNA. RefSeq names its product sterile alpha motif domain containing 4A (gene samd4a). The transcript is spliced from 13 exons. Lineage: Eukaryota; Metazoa; Chordata; Actinopteri; Pleuronectiformes; Cynoglossidae. Gene Ontology annotation, molecular function: mRNA binding; protein binding; translation repressor activity. Gene Ontology annotation, cellular component: P-body. Bases 1650 to 3821 code for a protein of 723 amino acids. Gene Ontology annotation, biological process: regulation of mRNA stability; negative regulation of translation; nuclear-transcribed mRNA poly(A) tail shortening. The record is from RefSeq and is a predicted model, not a curated record.
ACAAAAAUGUAACAUUUCUGUAGAUUUUUCGCUUUAGUUUCUUUUCAAAAAAUAUAUACAUUUUAAUUUACCUUUGAAUUUCAUGUUUGAUUUUUUUUCUUGAAUAUUCUAUUCUAUUGCAGUAACGUUAAUGCGAACAGGGACUGAAGUAUGGUAAGGAGUAAUUUUCUCGAUUAUUUUUACGGAACCCCCUUUUUUAACCCCCUCGCCCUAACAGUCCCUCUAUUUUGGUGCUUCCUCGCGCUGCCAAGCCCCUGACGUAAUGCUCCACUGUUAAUGAUUAGCAUGUGGAAACGAGCAGCCGGAGACACUGUGCGGCAGUGGGUAGGAUCUCAUACAGAAAUCGUCUGGUUGCACUUUCAAAAUAGAAGCAUGGCAAACCAUUAACGCCAACAGUACCAAAUAAUUGGUGACUAAAAAUCUACUUUAUAGGUGCUCCAGAUACCACAACUGCGACUACCGCUCAUGCUGUUUCUACUCGUACUGCCACCGUCAAUUUAUUGUAUGUACAGUAUAUCUAUAUGAAUAUUGCUGCUACUACUACCCCUUAUGUUUUUAUGCUGUCUACUUCAAAAAUAUUUUCUACUCCUACGACUGUUGCUUUGACUUUCUACACAUCUAAUUUUACAAAUAUUUCUAUUACCAUGAGGACCUCUACGAAUAAGGCAGAAUUUAUUUUUUUAUGCCUGAUUGCAAAAAAGGUUGAUUUGUGAAGAAAUUACCAUAACGUUGCACAUUUACUAUUGGUUUUAACUUUAUUUAUACGAGCAUUCAGUGUCAUAUAUAACGUUUUCAUUUAGUCGUUUGGCCGACGUUUGCAAUCUGGUUAAGAGAUUAAUAAUGUGAAACCGUUUUGAGAGAAUCUUUUUCGUUCAUUUAAAUAGUGAUGGGCUGGGUAGCCGAGGAAGUCCAGGUGUUAUUUUGAAAAUCCCAAACGGAGGUGUUUCGGCGUCUUGCUUGUCCUUUGACUUAGUCGUUUAGAUUGGAGCGCCGUCUGCUGUGGAGGGAGACAGUCAGACAGACGGAGUAAAAGUUGGUCAAGAUGGCAAAUCCCUCAGUUAAGGGGAACCGCUCCCCUACUCAUAAAAGAAGUUGAGCCUGUCGCCCGUACCUAUACUGACACGAAGCCGACCACUCGAACUGCGCCAACAGGCCUGACAGGGAUUCCCUGAAGAAAAAUGCCAGUGAGACUGAAGCUGAUGUGUCACAGCGUGUGCUGGAAGAAAGCUGACUCAUCAAAUAUCAAUCCCUCUGACUAAGCAUCUGAGAGCAGCUUGUAUCUUCUGUCUUGCUAGAAGAGCACAUUACCAACACCACCCUCCAUCACUGUCACCACCACUGAGGAAAGUAUCAAAAAGAGGAAAACAGGCAGAAACUCCUCCAGGAGGAAUUUGACAAAGACUGACUGUGGGCAAGCCAAAUUUUGACAGUUAACACCCUUGCAGAGGCUCCUGUAAUGAAGUCUCAGCCUAUGUUGACAAGCUUAGAAUAGCAGUAAAGAACUUCAGCUAAGUUUUACAGUCCACACCUUCAAUGAAAUCGACAAUCCAGUGAAAAGAAUCCCUCCUUUCUGUGUACGAGUUGGUUGCUAUCUGUUUUCCAGCUAAGUACCACCAAAGUCAGUCUGCCUAUUCCCCACUUCUCAGACCAUGAUGUUUCGUGAUCAAGUUGGUGUCCUAGCCAGCUGGUUUAAGGGGUGGAAUGAGUGCGAGCAGACAGUGGCUCUGCUGUCCCUGCUGAAGAGGGUUAGUCGGACCCAAGCCCGCUUCCUGCAGCUUUGUCUGGAGCACUCCCUUGCUGAAUGCACUGAACUGCAGGUCCUGGAGGGAGAGGCAAACAGUCCAGGGGUCAUCAGCCAGUGGCAAAAUGAGCCCAAGGACCGUGUCAUCUCCCUUGUCCUUACACACCUCCCACUGCUCAAACCUGGCAAUGUUGAAGCUAAGGGCGAGUAUAUGCGCCUGCUGCCUCGCAUUCUGGCCCACACCAUUGAACAUGGACACCACCUUGAGGAAUCUCGGCAGCUCCUGUCUUAUGCUCUUAUCCAUCCAGCUACUUCCUUGGAAGACCGCUCUGCUCUGGCGCUCUGGCUCAACCACUUGGAAGAAAGAGCUGCUGCACGCGGAGACUCACUAGAAAGGCCUCCUCCUGCAGGGCCCCACCAUCAUCAUCAUCACCAAUCUACACCGCCAUCCACACUUAACACAUCUGGAUCCUCCUCCUCAUCCACAAACACCCCUUCUUCAAACCUCUACUCCUUGCACCACCACCAGCGAUAUGGGUCAGACGAUCGUCUCAAUGGAUGGCAAAGUUCCAGGGACACGGGGUUAGGUGGCGGGUGGCAUCAGCAGCAGGGCUGUGAGAAUGGGCACCUACUUCUCUACCCCUCAUCCUCUGUGCCAGCAACCAUAAACACAGUUGGAACUGGAGGAACUAGUAACACUGUCCUAACAGGUGGAGGGGGCAGCCAGCAGCACAGUCCCCUGAAGCGCUCUGUGUCCCUAACACCUCCCAUGAGUGGUCCCAGCAACCAGCCCCUCUGCCAUGUCUGGCUCUCACAGGAGGACCUGAGGCCUGCUAGGGGCCCUGCCCCAGACCAUGCACCUCUGUCUCCUCAGAGCAGCAUCGCUUCAUCCGGCAGUGGAGGCAGUGAGCAUCUGGAAGACGCUGGCUUAGGAGGAGGCUCAAGUCUUCAUCGCAUCUCCUUCCAUGAGGAGGGCAGUGGCAUGAGGGAUGUCCCAACAUGGCUGAAGAGUCUCCGCCUUCACAAAUAUGCUGCUCUCUUUUCCACUAUGACCUAUGACGAGAUGAUGUCACUGACUGAGGAGCAGCUUGAAGCACAGAAAGUCACUAAAGGAGCAAGACACAAGAUUGUUAUCAGCAUUCAGAAACUCAAAGAAAGGCAGCACCUACUGCGCAGCCUGGAAAAGGAUGUGUUGGAAGGCAGUAAUCUGCGUGGUCCACUGCAGGAGCUACAUCAGAUGAUCAUUACUCCAAUUAAAGCUUUUGUUGGUGGUGAGGAAGGCUCCCUUCAUCGCUCCCUGCUUGGCCCCGAUGUCAAAAGCAGUGCGCCUGGCUCCCACCUGAGCAGUGGUGGUAGUGGGGAGGCUGAGUCAGGCACAAGCGUAAUUGCUGAAGGGGAUCUCCCUGGCCAGUUUACUCGUGUUAUGGGCAAAGUUUGCACUCAGCUGUUGGUGUCUAGGUCAGAUGAGGAUAACAUCAGUUCUUACCUUCAACUCAUCGACAAGUGCCUUAUUCAUGAGUCUUUCACUGAAACACAGAAAAAGCGGCUCAUGUCAUGGAAACAACAGGUUCAGAGGCUGUUCCGGUCCAUUCCAAGAAAAACCCUUCUUGACAUAGCAGGGUACCGAACCCAGAGGAGUCGUUUUGGCCAGUCCAAUUCUCUCCCCACAACUGGUUGUGUUGGGAGUGGUGUUUCCGCCAGAAGGAGCCUUCGCCAAUUCCAGAUGCCCUCAAGAAGUUUGCCAGGUGCUCGGCUUGGUCUGUUAGGAAGUGGAGGGUUAUUGGGAUCCACACCACGCAGCUCCAGCAGCACUCCUACUGGUCCUAAACAAGGGAGACAGGGUUUGUGGUUUGCCAACCCUGGAGGAAGUAACAGCAUGCCCAGUCGGAGCCACAGCUCAGUGCAAAGGACUCGCUCCCUGCCGGUUCACACCACACCACAAACUAUGGUCAUGUUCCAGCAAGCUGAUCUUCAGUUACCAGUGACAGAGCCGGACAUCAACAAUCGCCUCGAGUCUCUGUGCCUGAGUAUGACAGAGCACGCUUUGGGAGACGGAGCUGACCGCACAUCAACAAUAUGAAAGGAAGAGUCUAACAAAAGUGAUAGGUGGCAGCAAGCAGGUUCACCAGGCUCUCUCACGAUAAGGCAUCAUGAGGUCGGAAGACGUCCAGUCUCACUAUAUCCAAUGGUAGAGCUCAACCAAAUAACCGACAGGUUGCCAAGAAACCACAAGUAUGCUGAUCUUCAAACAGCAACACAAGCUAUUACACUGGCACUGUCUACUGGUUUGGAAAACCAAACUUUCUGCUGCACCAGCAGGAUCACAUUCACCUACAUCUGGGUAAGGAGACAGAAACAACUGUCAACAAAACAGUCCUGGACUGUGUGGGUGCACAACGGCCUCUGGAUGUUCCAAAAGCUCUGCAGUCCAGUCAGCUAAAACAGGAGGAGGAUGCUGACCCUGUGUCAGGGCUACACCAAUGGUUUUCUUCUCACCAACAGCUUUUGGUCUCUGCACAUUAAUCACAGCUCAAAGCAUCUUUAAAAUCCAUUACUAUACCACAGACCCGGAAAAGAAAGAAGACAAGCAGAGCUAAAAAAGGACACAAGAGGAAGUUUGGGAUUUCCUGGAUGGUUUCCAGAAAGGACAGACUAUCCGGACUGCUUUCAGAGGUUAGAAAGGCCUCUAUUACAGUAUUGGGUAGCUACAGAAACAAAUUUGUUGUUUGUACGAAUUGUUUACAUAAAGAGGCUACUUUUAAAGGGUACAGAGGAGUAUGAAUUUCAGGUAUGAAUUGUAAUAUUCUGUCAACCAUCUUUUUAUCUCACAAGUAGCUUUCACGAUAGUUUACAAACAUCCUGCUUAUGCUCUUGGGACAAAAACAAAGACAAAUUUGAUGCAACACGAACAGAAAACAACAGGAGAGGAGAGUGAUGAAUAAAAAGGAAAAAAGAAGUUGAUGAGGAAGAAGAGCUGGAAGAGUAGGAGGUGGUGAAAGAAAAAGAAUGUAGUGCAAGAAGGAAUCACGUCAUGGUGAUGCUGGACAGGAAGGAGGAUGUUGGAAGGAUAAAGACUUCAGAGGCAGGACCUUUGAUUGGCUAGGAGAUGGAAGAUUAUAAUGUCUAACUUCAUUGUUGGUCUGUAAAAUAGAGCAGAUGUAAAAGAGAGGACAAGGGAAGUGUGUCGUCGGUCACCUAUGUAUUGUUUUAUCUCCAGCAUGUACUGUAUGAACCCUCUGAAAUCAUAUUUCUUUGUACACCUCAAUGAGCUGUUUUUGAUAUGCUGGUUGUAUUUUUAUUGGGAUUGAGUUUAGAAAGAGGGUUUACUUAUUUUUCUAAUGCAGGCUAAUGUGCUUAAGCUGCACGUUACACAGCUCUAUGUCUCUGUCAGUGAAAAGAACGAUUGUAAAUCAGGAAAAAAAAACACAGAAGGGUGAUUUGUUCUGGUGUUGCUGAUAGGUUGUAUCACUGAAAAAAGACAAAAGUAUCAGUCCAUGAAGGGUGGUUUUCCCAGAGAUUGUAUCAUUAGAGCUUACUUCCCCCUGCUGGCCAAACACAUUAAUGGCAGAAGAUCGCCAGAAGACCACGGACACAGGAACAUUUAAUGAGGAAUAGAGUACUGGGUUUAGUCGUCCUCAAAAAAAUAGCCUGUGUUCCAUAGUUUUCUCUCUAUCCUGUCAGUUGAGGCCUCCAUACAUUAUAAUUUUGUUUUUAAUCCUGUAUCAAAUGCCUAUUCUGUGUCUUAAUAUAUAUCAUCAGUUUAUUAUGUAUGUAAAACAGAAUGUAAACAAAUCAGCUUAUAUUGAAAUAAGCUAGAGAGGAAACUCCUGUCUGUGACUCUCACCUUAGCACGUGUGCUAAGGGUCCUGAUCCUAGAUGGUCAUUAUUGAGGGGUUUAGUAUUGUUUUUGUUGUUGUUGUUGUUUAGUUUCCUGCACUUGUUAAGACAAUGUGAUACACUAAAAAUCCAAAGGUUCAAGGCUCAGAUACCACGGUCUGGUGCCUUGGAGUUGGACUAAAUGAAGCAGAUCGGAGACUGACACUGAGCCUCCAAGCUCAGCAGACAGAAAAGACAAAUGUCAAGCAGCAGAACCACCAACAGGGGACAAUGUUUAAUCUUACAGCAGAGACGAAACACUCCUGAUGACUCCCAUUAGCCUCACUGUCCUGUUGUUUUGUCAGAUGGUUCUGGACCCACAGCUAAAUUAAAUUGUUUUAGCUAAAACGGACAUGGCAUUUUUGUAAUCAUAUGGUUUAUGUGAUUGCUUUUGACACAAAAGACCAGAUUCAGUUCAUAUGGUAGCACAUUACAAAUGUUAUUUUUUUACGACUUGCAAGAUGAAUUCUACACUACAGGGUCAUUUUACUUAAGACACAGACAAGAGGGGUGAUUUUAUCAUCCUUAAUAAUAAUAAUGCUGGUUUAUUAUUUACUAUUGGUUAUCUGACACUAAGCAACUAACUGUUGCAAUCGUACAGUGUUUAUUAGCAUAAAAAAUCAUUUUCAGAAGUAAAUCUGUGGUUUCCUUAACAUGCAGGAAGUCUUCUCAUAUGCCUUGAUGGAGUCAAAACAAAUCAUGCCUGACUGAUGAAAUGGCUUGAAGGGGCAGUGGGGAUCUGUGUGCGCACACACACAGGCGCACACAUAGGCUGAACUGUGUGUUUUAGUGUAAUUUAUGCCUCUGCCUUUCACAUACAAUGGUGAUAACAUGAUGUUCCACCUCUAAGGUUGUGUCUGGUUUUGCUGCUCCUGUCUGAGAGGCAGUACAACGAUCUCAACAUCUUUGGACUCUAUGCCAUAUGAAUCAGUACUUAAAGUAGUUACAAUUAUUUAUUCUUUUUAUUCAUCUGUUCAUUUUUGUGUGUUUAUUCAGAGGCGCUACUUCUAAUCAUUUAGGUGUAAUGUUAUUUAAAGUACCAUAUGUAUUAACAUGUUAUGGCUGGUGACCAUACGUACAUCUCAAAUAUUAACAUAGUUAUUGUUGAUUUUGAUAAUUUUGGGGUUUUUUUCCUGUUGCUGAACUAUUGUGUCGUUUUAUUUUAUUUUUUUUAUCAGUGUCAAUUUCAGAAUGUUGAUGUACAUUUUUGGGGGGUCAGAAUCAGCUGAAAGCAAGAGUUUGUCAUCUGAAAUACAUCCAUUUACUUCCAGUUUGAAAAGUCACAUCAGACAAGCCAUUGGUAACAACGCAGUGUUGUAAUGGUGGUGUUUUUGUCAGCCAGGAUCUAGACAGUGGUGCUGCUUGUAACACAUCCCAGCCUUACAGAGGCUUUAAGUGUGAUACUUACAGUUGUAGGACCAGCUUUAGCUUUGGUCUUUUUGGUCUCAAUUGUGAACAAAAUCCACCAAAGACUUUGUCUUUGUCAUAUACAAUGGCCAAUAAUAAUCACAGUGGACUCUAAAAAUAUUCUGAAAAAUAAUUAUUUAUUAUUUUACUCCAGUGUGGUUAUUUUAAGUAAGGCUUGUCUUUGUUUUUGUUGUUGUUGUUUUUUUAAUAGUCAAAUUAAGUGAAUGUCUUUGGUAAUUUUGAAACAACAGUGUGAGUGAGACGUGCUGCAUCAAACACAUCAAUGUUCAGACAGAAGUUGGUUUGGCUUUGGUUCAGCUCUUGCAUGGAUUUUGGUAAGAGAACAGGGCAGAAUACUUCAGCAGAUGUUUUCACAUGACUCCUGAAAAUGAUUACGGCUGCAGAGUAUUUAACACAAUCCAAGGGAUUAUUCUGGCAGUACUGUUUCUCAUUUCACCUGUGUAACUUUGUGUAACCAGUGACAGUGUUCAAAUGGCUGAUGAUGUGACUUUUUCUUGUCUGGAUGGAGUAACUGAGCAGAGUGACAUGUUUCACAUUUAAUGUUCAAACUGGCUCCAGUUUCUUCUCUCCUCUGGUUUCCUGCAGUGUUCCAACUUCUGAAUGUGGAGCCUGUCACAGGACAAAUGUGGGUUUCAUCCGUGAGACCUGAAAUACUAAAUGUCGCCUCAAAGCCAAAUGCUUUUUCGUUUGUUUUAUUUUCUCUGAUUGCAUAUCAACUCUGUGCCUGUCGAGGAAAGCUUCUAACGCUAUGCACACUGCAGUAUUAAAGUUAGAUACACCUUGAUAUUCCAAAAAAAACCCAACUGUUUAAUGUACUUUGAGUCAAGACAUAUAUGCUGUUUUGUAUCUUUUUUUGUCAUAGAUGUUUGCAGUUAUUGUUUCAAUAUGGGAUGCCAGGAGUAAUUUGUUUUUGUUUUUUUCUUAUUUUUUUAAAAGGUGUUACCGCUUGACUGUGCUCAUUUUUUUUCAUUUAGUUUUAUUUUAUCAAAGAGCCGAUGUCCUGUAUUGACUGCAGGCUUACGUAUAUAUUUGACAAAAGAAAAUGGUAUGUUUAAUAAUAAAAAAGCACAAAAAAGACAAAAAAUGGAAGAAAAUGUUGAAAAAGAAAAGGAGGGAUUUUGGGAAAAAACUGUAAUUUAUAUUUUAAAACUGCAUGCACAGGGCUGAGAAAGUCAUAUUUAGAAUAACAAAUGGCAGUGCCUUUUUUUGUACUCGAGACAUUUAUCCUAAAUGUUAAUGGUUUUUUAUUGACUUUAAAAAAAACUGUACUGUUAGGGAAUGGAAAUAGUGAGGAGCAGGAUGGGUCACAUUCACACUUCACCUCAAAAGGUUGCCUUCCAUGCUUUGCCUUCACCCACCCCAUUGUAUCAUAUUAUAAAUCUGAUGGAAACGUUUUUUCAUCAUGAGAUCACUGAGCCUUAAUCCAUUCAACCCAAUCUGCUGGUUUCAUCUGUGUCAGACCACCCUAAUAAAAACUGCAACUUCAGAUUUUUCUUACAGAACCUCUCAAUACUUUUAUCACCAUGUUAUCACUACAGUACUUGAAACAAUGCCUUAACAAUUUUGACCAUCUGUUCACCUGUAAUUUCUGAAGCAGAUGCAGAAAGUCACAUGGUAGCCUGGCAUCUUGUUACAUAAAUACGCAUUUAGUUUGAAACAUUUAAAAAAUAGACAUGCCUCAGUAUUUAAGAUUCGGAGAAUAUUUAUUUUACUGUGCAUGUUGAAAAACCAUUCUUAAACUAUCGCAUAACAAAGGCUCAGAACAAAUUUGAAUCUGCAUUGAAGGCAGAAGCUGAGGGUGUGAACGUGACCUGGACUGUGAUUCAGACUGCCUGUGUUUCUGGUCUCUGUAGGUACUUUCCUAGUGCUGAUAUGAAGUUAUGAUUUAUUCUGUACAAACACAAUGGGAGUGAGUGUGUGACAGUGAGAACGGUGGAUGUAUGUGUGUGGGUGUUUGUAGGUGUAUGUGAGAUACUUGUGUGUUCAAGAGUUUGUUUUUUUUCACUGUGUCUUGUUAUUUCCUUUUUUUUUCUUUUUUCUUUUUUUUUUUUUUUUUGCAACAAACCAGAAUGCUGUGAUUUGGCAUGCCCUUCCUAUACAUAAAACGUCGUUAUUGCGUG